CUCCUCCUCCUCGCUCUCCGUCCAGCAGCGGUGCGUCGCGGCCGUGCGUAAAAGCAGAGCCCUCCUCCUCCCGACACGAGCCGGCUCCACACCGGCACUGUUCCACGGUUCCACUCCCAUCUCGUGAUUUCUUCACUUCUCUUGAACAUAAAGAAGCUGCGACCCGCCAUGGAUGUGUUUAAGAGCCGGAUGUUGGGCAUCUCCGUGGCCGUAGCGCACGGAGUGUUCUCCGGCUCUCUGAACAUCCUGCUGAAGUUCCUCAUCACCAACUACCACUUCACUUACCUGACGCUCAUCCAGUUCCUGACCAGCAGCACCGCGGCCCUCACCCUGGAGACGCUGCGGCGGCUCGGGAAGGUCCAGAUCCCCGCCUUCAGCCUCCAGCUCUGCAAGGAGUUUGCCUCGGUGUGCGUCCUCUCCACGCUGCAGUCCACCCUCACCCUGUGGUCCCUGCGAGGCCUCAGCCUGCCCAUGUACGUGGUGUUCAAGCGCUGCCUGCCGCUCUUCACGCUCAGCAUCGGCGUGUGCGUGCUGAAGAACGGCGUGCCGUCCGUGGGGGUGGUGACCGCCGUCAUCAUCACCACCGGGGGAGCCGCACUCGCUGGUGCCGGGGAUCUGACCGGCGACCCGUCCGGGUACGUCACCGGUGUGUUGGCUGUGAUCGUCCACGCCUCCUACCUGGUCCUGAUCCAGAAGACCAGCCUGGACAGCGAGCACGGCCCGCUCACCGCGCAGUACGCCAUCGCCAUCAUGGCCACGCCGGUGCUGCUGGUGUGCUCCUUCAUCUCCAUGGACGCCAUCAGCAUGUGGUCGUACGAGGGCUGGAGGGACCCGCCCAUCACCACCAUCUUCACCUUCUGCGUCUUCAUCGGCUGUGCCAUGAACUUCACCACGCUGCACUGCACCUACAUCAACUCCGCCGUCACCACCAGCUUCGUGGGUGUGGUGAAGAGCAUCGCCACCAUCACCGUGGGCAUGCUGGCGUUCAGUGACGUGUCGCCGACCCGGCUGUUCGUAGGAGGAGUUGUGGUGAACACCGUCGGCUCCAUCACCUACUGCGUGGUCAAAUACUUUGAGACCAGGAAGAAGAGCUUGUAUGAGGAUCUGGAAGUGGCCGGGAAGGAUGAGGCGCUGCCUGGGGAGCCUUACCAGGAGAAGCCGCCACUGAACGGGGACGGGCCGGCCGCUGGCAUCGGACCUGACGUAGAGCAACCUCAGCCCGAUGGAGCGUUGAGCAGCGACCGGACGGAGGAGUCGGCGGCGGCCGGGCUGGUUAACGGACAGGUGUGGACAGGAGACGUGGAUGCAGGCACCAACUCUCAGGUGAUGACAGAGAAGGAGGUGGUGGAGAUGCAGAGGGAGCACCUCCACAAGGAGAGCUCCGCCCCCGCUCAGUCGCUCGGCGACAGCUACGUCGGGGUGUGGAGGUCCAUCAGACAUCUGCAGUUCAUGAAGAAAGAACCUCUGAUGGAGAACAUGGAGCAGCAGAGUCCGUGAGAGCCGGACAGAGACCUGGACUCACUCUGGAGAGGAAACAGGAGGAAGAGGAGAAGGAAAAGAAAGAACCAGAGGAGAGGAGGAGGAGGAGGAGGAGGAGGGCAGAGGAGGAGCGACAAUAAACCCAACCACCUCCUUUAUCAGCAUCAAAUGAAACGACCUCAGUGAAAUGUUUGUGUGGUCACUCGGAGCUUUGAGCGCAGACAGACGUAGUUUAUGAUGAGAGUGAAAAGAGGUGGAGAGAAGAGGAUGAAGAGUUCCAGGAGAAGCUGCCUGUCAGAGAUAAUUCUGCUUCCUGUCUCCUCCGGCCCGGUGGCGUGCGGCGGGGGGGCGAGCAUGAUUCGGUUUGGUUUGCAUCCAGGCCGAUGCCAAACCAAACGAGUGCAUCUUGUGCAAAGUGAAAUAUCAGAUCCACUCAGGGAUCUGUUUGACUCCCACCGGGAGGUUCUGGUUCUGAUGAUGAAGCUCUGCACUCGGUUCAGGUCGGGUCCAGUCGCUUCAGGCCGUGUUUGCAUGAGUGUGAUUGUUUGUGUGUGUCGGGUCACGGCUGUUUGACCGUUCAGCGGAGCCACUUCCUCAUCUCCUGCUCGGUCUCAUCCUGUUUCUGUUAAUAACGGAUUAAAACCAAACUGAUCAGAAACACUUGACAGGGUAACGUGGAGGGGGGGGGGUGUAGGGUCUAUACUGCAGCCAGUCACCAGGGGGCGAUCAGGGUGAAUCAAAGAUGGAGUCAAUCCGCCUCCAGCAGCUGGGGCAGUCUCACUUCCUCCAGUUGUUCCUGCUACAGUGACCUUGACCUUUGACCCCUGAGCACCGAAUCAGGUCAUCUGUGAGUGGAUGAACGUUUUCAUCUGUUUUAUUCCGUUAUUGGUAAAAAGUGGAAACUUCUGCUACGACCCAACAAAACCUAAGUUUGACAGAAUGUUUCGGUUUCUCUGAAUAAUCCUGAUGGAGCAUUAAUAUAAAUCAGUCGUGAGUAUCUCCCUCCCAGUGACGUGUGAUUGGUCAGUGAAACAGGAAACUGUGGUGGCUCAGUAAACAUCUGGAAAUCUGUGAGGAGAGAAACUCAGGAAGUUCAGCACGAGGACGAGAAGCUGGAGAGUCGUGACUCUGUCGAAAGUUCUUAAACCAGGAGCCUCCUCAGAAAUGUGUGUGUGUGGGGGGGGG
Messenger RNA from Platichthys flesus (European flounder), 2664 nucleotides. RefSeq names its product solute carrier family 35 member D3 (gene slc35d3). Gene Ontology annotation, cellular component: Golgi apparatus. The record is from RefSeq and is a predicted model, not a curated record. NCBI's taxonomy places the organism in Eukaryota, Metazoa, Chordata, Actinopteri, Pleuronectiformes, Pleuronectidae. The transcript has 4 exons. The coding region runs from base 169 to 1497 and encodes 442 amino acids. Gene Ontology annotation, molecular function: antiporter activity.